UUUCAAUUGUUUUCAUUGGUCCAAUGACAAUUUAAGAUUAGUUGAUAAAAAUAUUUAUCAAAAAAACUAAUUACCCAACUAAUCCAGUCGCCUUCUUCUUCAUACAUACUUCCAUCAUUCAUCAUUCACAUCUUCUUUCUUUCCUCAGCGUCCUUUGGUUUACUAUCUUUCGAAUCUCCUCCUUUUUGCAGAAAUGGAGACUGGUGCUGGUAUAGGUCUGUACCCUUUGCACCGCUGCAAAACCAUUUACUUAGUGAGACAUGCUCAGGGGAUUCACAAUGUUGAUGGGGAAAAGAACUAUAAGGCCUACAUGUCUCAGGAGUACUUCGAUGCAGAGUUGACCCAACUUGGCUGGAAACAGGUAGAUGGUUUGCGUAAGCAUGUUCAUUCCAGUGGACUUCACAAGAAGAUUGAACUGGUCAUAUCGUCUCCACUGAUGAGAACAUUGCAAACUGCUGUUGGUGUUUUUGGUGGAGAGGGCUACACAGAUAUAAGUGAUGUACUACCUCUAAUGGUAGCAAAUGCAGGAAAUAGUAGCCGUGCUGCUAUAUCGAGUUUAAACUGCCCACCAAUUAUUACAGAGGAGUCCUGCAGAGAACAUUUGGGAGUGCAUCCAUGUGAUCAGAGGAGAAGUACCAGCGACUAUCAGUUUCUUUUCCCUGCAGUUGACUUUUCACUGAUAGAAAGCGAGGAAGACAAGUUAUGGAAGGCUGAUGUUAGAGAAACAAUUGAAGAACUUGCAGCUAGAGGAAAAAAGUUCCUGAACUGGCUAUGGACAAGGAAAGAAAAAGAGAUAGCUAUUGUGACACACAGUGGUUUCUUGUUUCACACAUUGAAUGCACUACAAAGCGAAUGCCAUCCAGAUGUUAAGAAGGAAAUUUGCGGCCACUUUGCUAAUUGUGAGCUACGUUCAAUGGUCAUCGUCGAUAGAAGUAUGUUGGGAUCGGAUACUUCGGUGACUGAUUAUCCAGGUAAGAUUCCAAAGGGGAUUGACCUUCCAAGUGAUGCUGUUGUAGAUGAUAACAACAUCAAAGCUGAGUGAUUCUUUAUGGACACUUCAUUGUCUUCAAACUUUCUAUCUAUCUAUACACAAAUCCCUUCUUUGUUGUAUGCAUCUCUCUUUAUUAGUCUUACUAUCGACUUAAAAGAUACUUCGCUAGUUCGUUCGCUUAAUUGGGACUUGAGUGAUAGUUUUGUGUUGUUUUUGGUAAAACAAUAACGGAUGGAAAUGUUUUAAAACGCUAUCAUCUGGUA
Messenger RNA from Camelina sativa (false flax), 1254 nucleotides. Its product is annotated as phosphoglycerate mutase-like protein 1. Gene Ontology annotation, molecular function: phosphatase activity. Lineage: Eukaryota; Viridiplantae; Streptophyta; Magnoliopsida; Brassicales; Brassicaceae. Gene Ontology annotation, cellular component: cytoplasm. The record is from RefSeq and is a predicted model, not a curated record.